Molecule: messenger RNA, 2274 nt
Organism: Carassius auratus (goldfish)
Lineage: Eukaryota; Metazoa; Chordata; Actinopteri; Cypriniformes; Cyprinidae
Product: BTB/POZ domain-containing adapter for CUL3-mediated RhoA degradation protein 3-like
Exons: 7
Coding region: 111-1052 (313 amino acids)
Biological process (GO): negative regulation of Rho protein signal transduction; protein ubiquitination; protein homooligomerization
Cellular component (GO): Cul3-RING ubiquitin ligase complex
Molecular function (GO): ubiquitin-protein transferase activity; protein binding
Source: RefSeq, a predicted model, not a curated record
UCCAAACAGCCAAUAAGCGCGUGAUCUGAAGCGUCGUGCACGAGUCUGGUUCGCGACCGGAAGUGAUCUAAUUCCCGUUCCAAGAGGCCCGAAAGACUCGGGGAAUUUCUAUGGAAGAGAUGUCAGGAGACAGUGUGGUGAGCUCAGCUGUGCCGGCAGCUACAACACGGACAACCUCCUUCAAGGGGUCCAGUCCCAGUUCCAAAUAUGUGAAGCUGAAUGUCGGGGGAGCGCUGUACUACACCACCAUGCAGACCCUGACCAAGCAGGACACCAUGCUGAAGGCCAUGUUCAGUGGCCGUAUGGAAGUCCUUACUGAUAGUGAAGGCUGGAUUCUGAUUGACAGGUGCGGGAAGCACUUUGGGGCCAUUCUGAACUACCUGAGAGACGGAGUCGUCCCGUUACCUGAGAGCCGGAGGGAGACAGAGGAGUUACUGGCAGAGGCAAAGUAUUACCUGGUGCAAGGCCUGGUGGAUGAGUGUCAGGCGGCAUUACAGAACAAAGACGCGUAUGAACCAUUCUGUAAAGUUCCACUGGUGACAUCAUCUAAAGAGGAACAGAGGCUCAUUGCCACUGCAAAUAAGCCUACAGUCAAACUGCUGUACAACAGGAGCAACAAUAAAUAUUCAUAUACAAGCAACUCUGAUGACAACAUGUUGAAGAACAUUGAGCUGUUUGACAAGCUGUCUCUGAGGUUCAACGGCCGAGUGCUUUUCAUCAAGGAUGUGAUCGGUGAUGAGAUUUGUUGCUGGUCGUUUUACGGCCAGGGCAGGAAGAUUGCAGAGGUGUGCUGCACGUCAAUAGUCUACGCCACUGAGAAGAAGCAGACAAAGGUUGAGUUCCCAGAGGCUCGCAUCUACGAAGAGACCCUCAACAUCUUGCUCUACGAGUCUCAAGACGGCCGCGGACCUGACAAUGCACUGCUGGAGGCCACAGGGGGCGCUGCAGGCCGUUCCCAUCACAUCGACGAGGACGAAGAGAGGGAGCGCAUUGAAAGAGUGCGGAGGAUCCACAUCAAGCGCCCUGAUGACCGCACGCAUCAUCACCAGUGACCCCUGCAGUCUGUCCUCUUUUCAGUGCCUUAACAACUACCAGCGUUUCGGUUACACCCCUCUGUUUGCACACAGACACGUCAGUUAAGUUUAUCCCGAGUCUGUUUCCUUCGAGAGACAUAGGGAUACUCUCAGAAUCGCUUGUAUUGAUAUUGUUACAUGAAUGUAGCAUAUAGGGCAGCGCUGACCUCAUGUGCAUUUUUAAAGACCUCACUUAAAAAAUACAAUGAUGGUGUAAAUGUGAAUAGAAAUGCACAACAGAUGGUUAGUUUUACAGCAUUCAUGACAUUCCCUGAACAUUUGGCCAUAUUUGCUAUUCUUAAAGCAAAUUCCAAUGAAUAUAUGAAGUCGAUCAGCUGAACUGUCAUUUACUUGUAUGUUGGCAAGCAUAUUGAAAUUUUCCAAAUUAAGUUGUCUGCUGAAGUAUUUUUGUAUUUUACAUUAUUUAUCAUAUUUUUUUCUGUUUGAGUGAAGACUGUAGGGUUCCUGGUGCCUUAUAGAUUAAUCCUGUUCUUUUUUAUUUGUGUGUGUGUGUGUGCAUUGUGUGAUAGACGUUGGAUUUUUGUGGCUUUGUUUAUCCCUCUUUUCUUAUUUUCUUUGCUUUUUGUUAGAGCCAGGAUUUCACAGUGCUGAUAGUGUGUCUUACCGAGAUUCAGGAUAAUGAAUUGACAGAUUCUUAAUUUGUCAGUUUUUAUUUUAUUAUGCUUCCGCAAAAACAUUCAUGCACGCUGUCAUUUGAGGAUUGCAUGUGCUGGACUUUUUGACAGGUCUGUAUGAGUUUGGCCAAUAGAGGGCAGUGUAGUGUUAUGGUGUUUUCACUCAUGCACAAGAGGAGGAGGCACUUUUAAACAACAGUUGUCAAAUUUUCUAUCCCUUUUUAGCUACAAUCCAUAAAAUAGAUUAUGCUGUUACAUAACUUUCUGCUGCACUGUAUUAAAUUCCAUCAAGUUAAUUACGCUUCUGGGUUUUGUAAGUGAUCUCAUUCGAGCAAAGAAACUGAGAUGAAGUCAGAAGCGUUCGGAUGUAUAUCUGUAAUUGAGAAAUGGACACCGAGUAUGUGUGUGUAAUCAGAGACCAGACCACGUCAAAGAAGCUCCAGGACGAAGGAGAGUACAGGCUCUCCUCUGCUGCAGUUUGUGGUUAGGAGUUUUAUUAAAGGUGUAUUUAAACGAACUUUGAAAUCUGUAAUACUGUAGAUCAGUUUGUACAGAAAUGUGCACAU